Messenger RNA from Tachysurus vachellii, 3142 nucleotides. It is a transcript of the gene hspa4a, whose product is annotated as heat shock protein 4a. The record is from RefSeq and is a predicted model, not a curated record. The transcript has 19 exons. Gene Ontology annotation, cellular component: nucleus; cytosol. Gene Ontology annotation, molecular function: ATP binding; ATP-dependent protein folding chaperone. Gene Ontology annotation, biological process: protein folding. Lineage: Eukaryota; Metazoa; Chordata; Actinopteri; Siluriformes; Bagridae. Bases 180 to 2687 code for a protein of 835 amino acids.
CAGUGACGUCAGAACGGCUGCGGAUUUGUGAGCGUGCGGUCACCGGUACGCUGCUUCUCCUGUUACACACAGUCAAUGGAGUGCUGUGGAUUAUUAACGUCACCAACAUCUCCAGCGUUCUGCAGAUCGUAGCAAGAUCUAAUCGUGUUGUUAUAGAGGACACCGUAAGGCUGAGUAACAUGUCAGUGGUCGGGUUUGACGUGGGCUUUCAGAGCUGUUAUGUUGCUGUGGCCAGAGCCGGUGGGAUUGAGACCGUCGCUAACGAGUACAGCGACAGAUGCACACCCGCCGUUGUAUCUUUCGGACCUCGGAAUCGGGCGAUAGGUGCAGCUGCAAAGAGUCAGGUGGUCACAAACUGCAAGAAUACUGUCCAAGGCUUUAAGCGAUUCCAUGGCAGGGCAUAUUCUGACCCAUCUGUCCAAUCAGCAAAGUCCAGCCUUGUCUAUGACCUUGCUCCUAUGCCCACAGGGACCACUGGCAUCAAGGUUAUGUACAUGGAGGAAGAGAAGGUGUUCAGUAUUGAGCAGGUCACCGCUAUGCUUUUGACCAAACUAAAGGAGACGGCUGAGGCUGCGCUCAAAAAGCCAGUGGCAGACUGCGUCAUUUCUGUUCCCAGCUUCUUCACUGAUACAGAGAGGAGAUCAGUUAUGGAUGCUGCACAGAUUGUUGGCCUUAACUGCCUGCGACUCAUGAAUGACACCACUGCAGUUGCCCUGGCAUAUGGCAUUUACAAGCAGGAUCUGCCUGCCCCUGAGGAGAAACCCAGGACCAUCGUGUUUGUGGAUGUUGGCCAUUCUACAUAUCAGGUUUCUGCCUGUGCAUUUAACAAGGGGAAGUUAAAGGUCCUGGCCUCUGCAUUUGACUCCGAGUUGGGUGGCAAAGAUUUUGAUGAGAAACUUGUUCAGUAUUUCUGCAAUGAUUUUGCCCAGAAGUACAAAUUAGAUGUGCGCUCAAAGCCUCGUGCCCUGGUGCGCCUCUACCAGGAGUGUGAGAAGCUGAAAAAGCUCAUGAGCGCCAACUCCUCCGACCUGCCGCUAAACAUUGAAUGCUUCAUGAAUGACAUCGACGUUAGUAGCAAACUUAACAGAGGCAACUUUGAAGAGAUGUGUGCGCCACUGCUGGCUAAAGUGGAGGGACCCCUGCGUAGUGUUCUCGAACAAGCCAAGCUAAAGAAAGAGGACAUUUAUGCAGUGGAGAUUGUUGGUGGUGCCUCUCGGAUCCCUGCCAUCAAAGAGCGAGUCAGCAAAUUCUUUGGAAAGGAGCUGAGCACAACGCUAAAUGCGGACGAGGCAGUGGCUAGAGGCUGCGCACUGCAGUGCGCAAUCCUAUCGCCUGCCUUCAAAGUGCGAGAGUUUUCCAUCACAGACGUGGUUCCGUAUUCCAUCUCUCUGAAAUGGAAUUCAGCAGCUGAGGAAGGCUUAAGUGAUUGUGAGGUGUUCCCUAAAAAUCAUCCUGCACCUUUCUCUAAAGUGUUAACCUUUUACCGCAAGGAGCCUUUCACCCUGGAGGCCUACUACAACAAUCUGAAGGACCUGCCAUAUCCCAAUCCUUCCAUCGGUCAGUUCACUAUUCAGAAGGUUUUGCCUCAGGCAUCAGGUGAGUGUUCGAAGGUGAAGGUAAAGGUGUGUGUGAACGUGCAUGGUGUAUUCAGCGUGUCCAGUGCCUCCCUGGUGGAAGUCCUGAAGACUACAGAGGGAGAUGAGCCCAUGGAGACAGAUAUCGCUACCAGAGAAGAAGAGAACAAGAUGCAAGUGGACCAAGAGGAGCAGAAAAGCCAUGCUGAUGGGACGAAAGUGAACAUGGAUAAGAAAUCUGACACAGAGGACAUGGAGACUGAGGAAAACAAACAGGAAAAGAAGAAUGACCAGCCUCCACAAGCCAAGAAACCCAAAGUGAAGACAAAGACUGUAGACUUGCCGAUUGAGAACAGCCUGCACGGGCAGAUUGAUAACGAGCUGCUCAAUCUGUUUGUGGAGAACGAGGGGAAGAUGAUCAUGCAGGACAAACUGGAGAAAGAGAGGAACGAUGCUAAGAAUGGGGUUGAGGAGUACGUAUAUGAGAUGAGGGACAAACUGCAUGGUGUCCUGGAGAAGUUUGUCAGUGAGGCAGAUCGAGAUGCUUUUAGUCUAAAACUUGAAGACACAGAAAACUGGCUGUAUGAAGAAGGAGAAGACCAACAGAAGCAGGUGUACAUUGAUAAACUGGCAGAGCUGAAGAAACUUGGACAGCCCAUCCAGGAACGAGCGAUAGAGGCAGAAGAGCGACCAAAAGCCUUCGAGGAGCUAGGACAUCAAAUCCAAAAGUAUAUGAAGAUUUUAGAGGCUUACAAAGCAAAGGACGAGCAGUAUGAGCACCUGGACGAGUUGGAGGUGAUGAAGGUGGAGAAGCAGACGAACGAGGCGAUGAACUGGAUGAACAACAAAAUGAAUGAACAGAGCAAGCAGAGUCUGACAGUAGCACCUGUUAUUAAAGCCUGCGAGAUUCUAUCCAAAACCAAGGAGCUCUCCUCCACCUGCAACCCCAUCAUCUUAAAACCCAAACCCAAAGUUGAACCACCAAAGGAGGAAAAGUCACCUGAACAGAACGGCCCGGUUAAUGGGCCCGAAGGCUCAGAGGCCCAGCCUAGCAGCCCAAAUGAAGACCAACCAGCUCCAGAGGCCAAAUUGCCCGAAAUGGACAUUGACUAACUCUUUAUUCACGACCAACGGUCUCUCUGCUUGCCUACAAAUCAUGACUGAAACAAGCUAGCUACUGUUAGGUUUGUUCUCAGAAGGCACUGCAAAUCCUUCCUGAACUUGUGUAUGGUUUCCAUUUAUUUUUCAGCUGUAUAAAAUAAGGUUGCAUAUUUGUUGGUCUUGUUCACGUUAAGAAUAUUUGAGCUUGGUGUGAGGGAUUCCAAUUACCUUAAGGAAUUAGACAGGUGAGUGUGACGUAUGUUUGAGAAAAUGCACACAUUUUAACUUGAUGGGUAUUUUUUUAGGUUUAUUUGAAAAAUGUCUUUGCUUUUAGUUUUUCAUUGUUGAAAUCUGUCAUGUCACUUUGUUCACCUUUUGGAAGCAAAAUGAAGUUUGGAAGCACUGAAAAGGAAUAAAAUGGAAAAAUAAAAACUUGAUGUUGAAAAGCUGCUUUAUAUCAAAGCCGA